GAAGACAAAUCAAUCAAGCAAAAUUUUGUCUUAAAACAAAAAUCUUUAAUCAAUAGUAAUAAUUUUCUAAAUUCUUAAUAGGUGCAAAUUCUGCAAGCAAAAAUGGAGAAAGUCAAAUUCUUUGCAAUUAUCUUUACGGUGUCAAUGGUUAUGACAAUGGUUUCGGCGGAAGAGUUACCGGUGAAAGUGACGGGCAAUGAGAUGACUCUUGCGGCGGAGGCUGCCGCUUCGAGUUUCAAAAGCAGCGCCGGAGAGGCUGCUCAAGGAGCCAAGUCAUGGGCUGAUUGGGCUACUAGCAAAAUCAGGCAUCUUGGCAGCUUGGAGAAAACACCCGGAUCAGAUUGAAAAUCAUCGAAAGUUUUUUUAGUAAACAUUUAUCUCAAGAAUAUGCAUAAAUGUUUAUGAAGAAAAAAAUAUGUAAACAGUUCUGUUGCAUUCACUUGUACCUUAUUGAAACUCUUAUUUGUAUUAAGACUUUUUUCCAGUAAUGCUAACAUGUAAUUUAAAGACACUACUAACCCUAAUUUAAGUUGAGAAAAAAAAAAAAAAUUACAACUUAAAUCUUAUUGUAGCUUCAAGUUUUCUAAUAAUCAAUGUUUUAAUUGCAAUUUGGU
Molecule: messenger RNA, 614 nt
Organism: Arabidopsis thaliana (thale cress)
Lineage: Eukaryota; Viridiplantae; Streptophyta; Magnoliopsida; Brassicales; Brassicaceae
Exons: 2
Coding region: 103-345 (80 amino acids)
Source: RefSeq, marked reviewed